GUUAAAAAUAGCCAGACCUAUUUUUGCAGCGUUUUGACGCCGCCUCUGCUCCGUGCGUAAAGACGCAUUAAGAAGUGGCAGCGCGGCUGAUAAUCCAGACAGGAGGCGCUUUAGGUCGCAGCGCAGCCUUUCACUGAUGGCGAGUGAGAGUUUGAUCAGCUGAGCGCCUCAGAACUUUUCUUCUUCUUCUUCUUUUUAACUUUUUUAAAUUUUCCUCCUCAGAUUUCCUCUUUACGCGCCGACAAAAAAAAAAGAAGAAAAAGAAAAGUUUCCCGGGAAACUCCACCUCGCUUGUGUUGAAAUGGUGUCCCUGAGAGGGAGGCUGUUAAUGGGAUUUCCUUCUCCUCUGCAUCACCUGAGGACUCUUGGACAGUGAGCCGGAGGGCGUCUGGAGGUUGGAUGGACAACAUGUCUCCACAGCAGCAACAGGACAGUCUCAACAGAGGCGGCGGGCUGCCGGAAAGCAAACGGCGACUCAAGUCUCAGAGUUAUCGCAGACAGUCCGCUCCGUCUCUGGUCAUCACCAAGGCCCUCACCAGGUCCAAGACACUCUCCAGAGAGAGCUUCCUGGUUCCAGUGAGUCCAGAGACCUGUCCUUUGGUGCAGUCCUUCCUCGCCGACGGCGACCGCUCGUUCCUCCUCCACGGACACUCUCAGUUGAAGACGGGGAUGCAGACGCAGGACAGGCACCUCUUCCUCUUCACCGACAUCCUGGUGAUCGCCAAAGCCAAGUCGGCCAACCACUUCAAGCAGAAGGCCCAGGUGUGCGUGUGCGAGAUGUGGACGGCGGGGUGCAUGGACGAGGUGUGCGAGGGCAGCACGAGCCCCGAGAGGAGCUUCGUCAUGGGGUGGCCCACCUGCAACUGCGUCGCCACGUUCAGCUCGUCGGAACAGAAGGAGAAGUGGCUCUCCGUCCUCAAGAGCCGGAUCAAAGAGGAGAAGGAGAACGAAGAGCCCAAGACGAUCCCGCUGAGAGUGUACGGGAAGGGAAUAAACACCUUCGCUGUUACCAAGACGCUCCCGGUCAGCAACUGGGACUCCAGCAACGAGGUGAUCCGCCUGGCCCUGCAGCAGUUUGGCAUCAUAGGAAAUGUGAAGGACUUCCAGCUGUGGGUCAUCUCCAAGAGGGACAACACGCCCUACCCUCUCAUUGGUCAUGAGUUUCCCUUCAGUAUCCAGAUGAGUCAUGUGAGACACUCGACGUGUCAGGGAGGAGGAGGAGGAGGUGGAGGAGGAGGGGAUGCUGGUACGCCACCUGAAGACAGACAGAAGGCCAUGCAGGUGGAGCAGAUGCAGGUGUACAAGCAGUGUCAGUUCAUCCUGAAGCCGCGACCCGUUGAGCUGCUGCAGCACCAAAUAUCUGCAGAUUUGCCCCAGAAGUCGUUCAAGAGGCGGCGUUCGCUCAUCGCCUGGGCCUUCUGGAGAGGCUCCUCCUCUCAUCUGAACGAGCUGUCGCUCUCCGGGGCGUCCCGAGGCUGCCUGUUCGGGCAGCCGCUCAGCUCCGUGUGCGUGGAGGACGCUUUGCCCAAGCCGGUCAUGGACAUGCUGGCGUUCCUGUACCACGAGGGUUCGUGGACGCGGGGGAUCUUCCGUCGUCCGGCGGGGGCCCGGGCCGUCAGGGAGCUGCGGGACUCCCUGGACUCGGGGGAGUUUCACCUCCCUCUGACGAGGGACCACGUCUUCAUCAUCGCCGGAGUCUUUAAGGAUUUCCUACGCAGCAUCCCGGGGAGCCUGCUGUGCUGCGAGCUGCAUGAGGAAUGGAUGGACGUGCUGGAGGAAGAGGACGAGGAGGACGAGCAGGUGCAGGACGUUCAGAGGAUGAUAAGUCGUCUGCCUAAAGAGAACGGCCUCCUUCUGCGCUACCUGCUAGCCAUGCUGCACGGUAUCCAAGGCAACGCCCUCGAGAACCAGAUGACGACUUUUAACCUGUCCGUGUGCAUCGCCCCCAGCAUGCUUUGGCCUCCCGGGGCCCCGUGCAGCCCCGAGGUGGAGGGGGAAGGAACUAAAAAGGUCUGUGAGUUGGUGAAGUUCAUGAUCGAACACUGUGAGCAGAUCCUCAGAGAGGACCCCGUGUCUCUGUAUGGAGGACCGCCACAAAGACUCAACAGUGAGGAGCAGGGAUCAGAGUCCUGGGUGUCCCCUCUGACGGACUCGUCCUACGACAGCCUGGAGAACGAGUUGGACAACAGCAGCGGGGGGUCGCCCGGUUUCUGCAGCAGAGGACUGAUCCGACCCAAACUGCUGCAAGGCAGCCUGGACUCCAUCCUCACGUACAGCGACUACGACCAGGACACCGACCCCGACGUGCCCCACAACCGGACGGACGGCCUGCACGGCCUCAGGCUGCACCCGCUGGAGAGACGCAGGAGACAGGGCCUCGACCUGUCCGGCCCCGGGACGCGGGACGCGGCCGUCGCGGACGCCUCCUCCGCCCUCGACUCGCUGUCCCUGGGGGGUCGGCACACGCAGCGGCGGCGCUCGGAGCCGGCUAUCGCGUACGUGGCCAAGUUUCGGCCGUGCGUCUCGGGGAGCACGGACGGCCUGACGGGCGAGGACGAGGAGGGAGAAGAAGAAGAAGAAGAAGAAGAAGAGCCUCAUAAGAAGCAGAGCAGCCGCACACUCACCCACUCCAGGAGUCAGGCCCGGAGAGGUGAGUCUGGUGGGAGGUCGGCCGCUCUGGAAGCAAGUUCCUCCAGCCUCUCCUCCACCCCCGUCUCCCCUGCACCCACCCGCUCCUCCCUCGACUCCCUCGACUCCCUGAGCAGCGACCAAACGUCAGCCACCAGAACGGGGCGUCACCCAACCCAGAUACAGACGCCCUCCAACUACCCCUCCGAUGAAGGGGCUGCUCCAAAAAACUCUCCCCACCUAAAGAACCGCUCAACGGGGGCACUAAAAAGCUGCAGGGGCCUCCACCCAAACUCCUGGCUGAGGAAAGGACGGAGGCUGUCCCUGACCCAACAGGACAACAUGGAGAAAGAAGAGAAGGACAAGACGGGGGGAGGAACCGGUGAUAAGAACGUCCCCGAGAAAGGAAAGUCCAGCAGCCAAACCAAGCACAAGACGUCCCGCCGAGGCUCCAGAGACGGAGGAGGCAAACACAGGCCGAGUCAGGAGCCCGACAACCUCCACCACCUUAAACAGGGCUCCUCCUCCAGCCCCCCCUCCCACCACCGCUCCACAGGGAGCCUCCACUUCACCAAAUCCACCUGCUCACAUCCCUCAGAGACGCCGCCGAGCGCGAGGCAGCUCGGGGACGUCCACGGCGACGUCCACGGCGACGUCCAGGGCGAGCCGAAGCAGCCGUCUCUGUUCUACAAGCAGAGCGGUCCGUCUCUGUCUCUGUUCAGGAGGAACAAGCCUCAGUGCGCGGAGGAGCAGGGCAACGCCCGGCUCUUCCAGCGCCGGGGGUCCGAGCCGGGGCGCCAGGUGGUGGAAAGGACCUUCACCAGAGCCCGGCUGCCCAGCGACCCCGGGCUGAAGGUGUCCGAGGUGGACUCGCGGGGACAGGCGCCGGCGGAGUCCCGCUUCUGCCUCUCGCCUUUCGCCGCCAAAGCGGUGAAGGACUACUUCUCCUCGCACCCGCGCAGCAACCCCCAGAGCAGCCAGCAGGUGGCGCUCGCCCUGGUGGAGAGUCGCAGGGAGUGGCUGAAGAGAUGCAGCGACCCCACGAAAGAGCCGGACUUCGACCAGCUCCUGUUUGCUGAAGAAUCCUUUGUCUGAUCGCGACUGUAGGUAAACACGACAACAGCACGACGGACACCACAAACAAACACUACGCUCUUAUCUCACGCAGUCUCGCGGCAAACGCCACCUGGAAUUCAACUACAAUUAGAGCAACUCGUCGGAUUUGUUUUAAUGACAUGGAAAACUACAUAAGCUGACCAGCCACAACAUUAUGACCACUCAUAGAAGUAACAUUUGAACCAAGGUGGUCGUAAUGUUAUGCCUGAUCGGUAUAUGUCUAGAUUUACAUAUGCUAAUUAGCGUUAAGGGAACGUGAUUGGUUUUGUACAUGCGUAGAGGACGCUACACAGCAAUAAUCCAUUGAGUGCAGUUCUCUUGGUCUUUUUGUGUGCAAAACAUUUUUUUUGUUUUUUUGUUUUUUUUUUUUAGAAAUACGAGCAUUAGGCCAAAGUUAAAACCUGCCAAUUUAAAACUAUCCAGUGUUGCCUUCCUUUACGCACAUUUUAUUUCACUGGCUCAUCUCAUAGCUGCACUAUGUUUGAAUACUGAACCUCUUUCAUGCCAUGAAGGUACAUUGUUUCUGCUUUUACAUUUUUUUGGUCCGGAUUUAACCCUCGUAAUCACCAUUAAGGGACAAAAAUAUUUCCGAAUCUUAACCCUUCACGUGCCAGUGUUUGUGACGGCGUCGCAAAUUUUAUCUCAAAAAAACAAAAAUAUUGAAAAAUGUAAUAAUCCAAAUGCGGAGUUAAUUUCUCUUCUGGACGGGAUGAGAAGCAACAGUAAAUUUAGAUUGAUUCGUUCCUUAACGGGAACAAUUUAGGUUCUAAAUUAUUAAAAAAAAAAAAAAAAAGUACAAAAAAGUUUUUGUCCCUAUCGGAGUAUGAGGGUUAAACAUCCAGCCGCUACAUAACACAGUUAAAAUUAGCAGUAGUGUAAAUACAGCCUGGGUGGUAUUACAUAGAACUACAUUGUGCUUUUAUUAAUUUAUUUUUUUUUCCUUCAUGUCGUCUUUAUCGGAGCGGCCAUUUCACAAUAAAAGCUCACACAGUUAGAAAUCCACUCGAUGUUGCUGCUGGAAGCUUCGCUUAAAGAAACGGUUUGUGAAUUUUGCAGUUUUCACUAUUUAUGCUGUUGAAGUGACACCUGCGCUGCUUUUUUUGCCAACUGUGCUCGUCUUACGGAGGGAAUAUUAUUACUGAGCAAACGUUUCUAGACGCGACCACUUAAGCUCUUUAAAUAUUUGGUUAGACGGCGCUGGAGGUCUUGAACGACGCCUCUAGUUUAGACCCGCUCUCCUCGAUUUGUAUCCGUUGCCAACGACGCGGUUUUUCCACACACGCCUGUGCUGAAUUUUAAUUAACGCGUUUGAAGUAGGAUUGUUGCUUCCGUGCUUUGCCUCAUUGUUACUGUGCAUUUGCAAAUAAAUUGACUUUUUUUGUGCUAAAA
Messenger RNA from Mugil cephalus (flathead mullet), 5133 nucleotides. RefSeq names its product rho GTPase-activating protein 20-like. The record is from RefSeq and is a predicted model, not a curated record. Gene Ontology annotation, biological process: regulation of Rho protein signal transduction; signal transduction. Lineage: Eukaryota; Metazoa; Chordata; Actinopteri; Mugiliformes; Mugilidae. Gene Ontology annotation, molecular function: GTPase activator activity.